CGGCAAGGCAGACACAUCCCUUGCAAGCAUUUGAAUCCUUCAACACUAUCCCCUGAAAGGCAAUAGCCGAGACGAAAAUCAUACCACCUGUCAGCGCUUGGAAUUCAGCAGACUCGAGACAGGUCUGCAAUCACAACACAUAAUAAGUAAAUGGUCCGUGUAACACUUGUUAGGCACCAAUUUAAUCCUCGAAUUUCCGAGAAUAUUUAACAUCAGCUGUCUCUGGUUCAUCACCCUUAUUACUCAACACCUUCUCAAGACAAAACAACCUCAAUCCAAAUCCCAGACCGCUUUCAACAAUGCAGACCAAGGCCUUCAUCACCGCUCUUCUCGCUGCGCUUCCCGCCAUCCAAGCCUUCAAGUUCACAGGCCCCGAUCCCUCCAAAGUCCUCGACGUCAGCAAGGAGAUCAUCAUCACUUGGAGCGGUGGCGUCCCCGAUAAUCUCCCACGCAAGCUUGAUUUCGGCUGGCAUUGUGAGCCUGACCAGCUCAAUACUCUCGAAUCAGAUAUCAGCCAAAUGCGGGAUGACAUCUAUCUGUCCGACGGCGAGUACAAGAUCAAAUUCGGCGACAACUUCCACCGCAUGCUUGACGAAUUUGCCGACAAACUAGCUAAAGACAAGCUGUUCACUUUCCAGGCUAUCUUCAAUGAUCGAACAGAUGACCGUGUUGUUUACUGGAGCCAGAACUACACUCUUAGUGGUCUAGACAAGGGAGCUGGUUCGGAGCCUGAGGUUGAGCUAUAGGGAAAUGAUAUGUUGGUCUUGAGGCUGGUAUCGACGAGUUGCAAUGCCAUAGGUCUUUCGCUACGAUUGUUUCUUUCAUAGUGGAAAGUCAGGCUUUUGCUUCUAUAGAACUGAAGUAAUUAGUUUGGAAAUGUCUUGACGGGCGAAUUACGAGUCACAAAAAGUCAUUUGUAUUAAGUUUAAUUAUCAAGCUAUUAUCAGCUCUAUGAACUACUAGGUGAAUAUCUAUAUAUCAAACUAUAUAAGCUCCCAA
Ilyonectria robusta is the source of this 999-nucleotide messenger RNA. RefSeq lists its product as uncharacterized. Bases 300 to 746 code for a protein of 148 amino acids. The transcript has a single exon. Lineage: Eukaryota; Fungi; Ascomycota; Sordariomycetes; Hypocreales; Nectriaceae. The record is from RefSeq and is a predicted model, not a curated record.